Molecule: messenger RNA, 744 nt
Organism: Antrostomus carolinensis (chuck-will's-widow)
Lineage: Eukaryota; Metazoa; Chordata; Aves; Caprimulgiformes; Caprimulgidae
Gene: REP15
Product: RAB15 effector protein
Exons: 1
Coding region: 22-744 (240 amino acids)
Biological process (GO): transferrin transport; receptor recycling
Cellular component (GO): endosome membrane; recycling endosome
Source: RefSeq, a predicted model, not a curated record
AAACUACCUCCUGCACAGAACAUGGGCCAGAAGGUCUCACACGAGGAUAACCAAGAGAACAAGGCUGAAACUCUAGUCAUCUGUGACAUCUUCAGCCAAGGCGUGGUCCAUGCGUCUCAAAGGCUGAAGGACUAUCUUGGUUUUGUGGAUCCUCAGAGCAAAUUCCAGCCAGCCACAAACACAUUGAGUGAGAUCUUUCUGGUCAACUUCAUCAGCUUCUGUGUGGAAAAGGGAGUGGAGGAGCAUAUCAUGACCAGCAAAAUGACCAAGCAGCAGUCCUCCCUGUUUGGGGUGGACUGGAUCUGGACUCUGUCUGGAGCCGACAAGCAAAUCAAACUUCAGAUUGCCGUGCAGGCUCUACAGCUGGCUGAGCUCCUCGGCAGCAAAGGCGGCCUCGCCGAGGCGGGCGAGGACUGCUGCUGGGAAGCCGUGCUGGCAGAUGAACGCUUCCAAAACAGGAGCAGGUUUGAGAAGCUGGCAGAGUUCUGCCGCCUGGUGGGACAGGACUGCCUGGGCUUGUUCGUAGUGUUCGGUGUGCCAGGGAAGCCCAAGGACAUCCGAGGAGUCAUGGUAGACAGCCUUGCCAAGGAGGAGCAAAAAUGCCACCUGUCAGGCAGGAACGCACUACGGCAAUUUGUCACCAGUACUGACAGCUUCCUGCCCACAAGAGACAUGUUGGAAACCUGCCUGGGCGCAAAAAACGGGCCGAAGGAGGUGGGCAGUGUGUACAUCAGCUUUCUGUAA